Messenger RNA from Paramacrobiotus metropolitanus, 1407 nucleotides. RefSeq lists its product as uncharacterized. The coding region runs from base 379 to 1221 and encodes 280 amino acids. The record is from RefSeq and is a predicted model, not a curated record. The transcript is spliced from 3 exons. Lineage: Eukaryota; Metazoa; Tardigrada; Eutardigrada; Parachela; Macrobiotidae.
UCUUACCUGUGGCGCGUGGAUCUCAAUACAACCCGUAUAAACGAAAUUCUACACUGCAUACAUAUUAGCUGCUCAUCGUGUUUGUCGUGUGCGCAUAUGCGGACUGAGCGGAGUUGUUUUGUCCAGAGAACGGUUCGCGCGCAUGCAAUGCUAACAUCGCAAAGGCAAAAUAUUAAAUAUUGCUCAAGGCGCUUACGUUUGAUCCAUAUGAUGUGCUGAUUUUUCCGCUCGUCGACAUACUGGCGGCAGUGUGUUUGGAUUUUUGCAGUUUCACUUUUAUUGUCACAUUUUUCCAUUGUCGUUUGUAGCAAUAUUGUCUUUUACUACAGUUAAUGCGCAAAGUCAUUUAUUUUCCCGAUUUGAUUGUACUCCUUCGCCAUGUGCCGGAUAGGAAUUUUUCACGAUUUUCAUGGAAUCGGAGUGGCAAAUCUCAUUUUCGGGAUAAUGUACAUUAUCCUUCCAGAUCACGCCCUUUUCUCUGACGACACUCAAAAUUUUGUGUUUGAUGACAAAACGGUGGAUUUUUUUCAUGCAUCGGACGCCAUAACGAUAAUCAAUGGAAUCUUCUUCCUGGCGGUGGGAAUCUGUUCAAUGGUACUGGCCCGACGAUGGAUGGAAAGCCUGAAAAUCCGUGUACUGCUGCAAGUGACCUUGGUCUUGGCGAUAAUCAGCGUGGUCAUUUGUCCUAUCACGUUUAUCUUAAAUAUCUUCGGCACCUACGACGCGGCAUACCAAGACUAUGUUAUAAGCCCUAAUGCAGAUGACGGAAGUCCCACAACCACGGUGGAUUCUAACGCUGUCACGGCCAGUCCCGAUACCGGCAGCACGACAGCAUCCAGUAAUCGGGAACAAAUGAAAAUCCAGCUCAGCGUUGUUCUGAAUCUGUUCAUGUUUGCUUCUCGAUUUCUGGAAUAUCGUUACGCCAUAUGUGCGACAUUUGUCUUAAUUGCUUUUGGAGCCUUCUUCAUGAAUAUCGCCUUGAUAGUCAUCAUCUUCAAAACCAAAAAUUUCCAACCAACAAAUUUCACACACACUGCACCGGAGCCGCAUCUCGACACCGUUCCCUACGCGACGGUUAGAAGUAGUGCUAUCAAUUACCGGAAUAUGGACGAUACAAAUGUUGUCAUCCAGCCAUUACCGGAAACACCGGGCGUCGCUCCCGCUCACACUACAACGCCAUCGAUGAAUGCUAUACCCAACGGGAUUAACUUUGUCCAUUAGUGGGUAUUUUGCUUGUGUUUAGUCGUAUUGAAUUACCAUGGCACUUUCAAAUUUGCUGAUGAUUUUCAUCAAAUGAAAUGCAUAAAAAUUAAUACUAACAUAGUUUAUACUUAUUCUAUGCUAUGCUGUACAUUCAUAAAGCCAAAUUGCAACAGAGACGAACAGGUGUGAACUGAACACAACACA